UCAGUGCCCUUUCUUCAGAGAUGGAGCGGCUGGAGUCAACUUUUAAAAAGAAGGAGUGUAAGGAUGGCUGGAUACAGUUUGAGAACUCCUGCUACUACAUCAGCAAAUCCAAAUUUGAAUGGACAGCAGCCAGGACCAUGUGCCAAGGAAAAGAAAGUGACUUGAUUGUAAUUAAUAGCGACAAAGAACAGGUUUUUUUUGCUGGUAAAAUAAAUCCAUCCUCGUUCAAGCGUUACUGGCUUGGUCUGCACGACACCCACAAGGAAGGAUUGUGGAAAUGGGUGGACGGCACAAACUACUGGACGUCUUACAAGGCCUGGACCAAAGGGGAGCCAAAUGAUAAUGCCGGCGAGGAAGACUGCGCACUGAUGUGGACCAAUGGAGAAUGGAAUGAUGUUCCGUGCACCUAUGAUAACAGUUAUGCAAUUUGUGAACAGCCGCUCUGAGCUUUUAGCA
This is a messenger RNA of Nanorana parkeri, 456 nucleotides long. Its product is annotated as hepatic lectin-like. The record is from RefSeq and is a predicted model, not a curated record. The annotation marks the transcript as partial. NCBI's taxonomy places the organism in Eukaryota, Metazoa, Chordata, Amphibia, Anura, Dicroglossidae. The transcript has 4 exons. Gene Ontology annotation, molecular function: signaling receptor activity.